Messenger RNA from Talaromyces marneffei, 1494 nucleotides. RefSeq lists its product as uncharacterized. Gene Ontology annotation, molecular function: protein-lysine N-methyltransferase activity. The record is from RefSeq and is a predicted model, not a curated record. Lineage: Eukaryota; Fungi; Ascomycota; Eurotiomycetes; Eurotiales; Trichocomaceae. Gene Ontology annotation, cellular component: nucleus. The transcript has 4 exons. The coding region runs from base 1 to 1494 and encodes 497 amino acids. Gene Ontology annotation, biological process: peptidyl-lysine monomethylation.
AUGCUAAACCGGCAGCUCCUACCCAUCGAUGCCCUACCGGCAUGGGCCCAGCUCAAUGGCAUCAAAUUCCACGACAUCGAGUUUAAAAAGCUCGAGUAUGGGUCUGGUAUAGUCGCCAAAACAGAUAAAGAAUAUUCUUCCGCUCAAGAAGCGGCGGAGAAACCGGAGAUAUUGAUGACUGUUCCUCCUGACAUGGUAUUGUCGCUUGAUUUGGUGCACGAGUUUGCGAAAUCGGAUCCGUAUUUGAGGGCGGUGUUGGAGGCUAGUGGUGAUUUUGGGUGGACUGCUCGCGGGGCCAUCCUCAUAUUUCUGCUCUGCCACAUCACAUACGCAAGCAAUACACACGCCAAAAUAGGCGUCCAAAACCCCUGGUCGGAAUACAUCAAAUUCCUACCCAGUGAAACCUUACUUCCUACAUUAUGGACAGAAGACGAACUCGUCUUACUCUAUGGCACAUCUCUGAAAGAUGCCGUGGAUCACAAACUAUCCGCUCUUGAGGCAGAGUUUGAUCGUCUUCGGGACGCCACGCGAUCUAUCGCUUGGUGUGAAAGGGAAUGGUGGGAUGAGGAGACGGGUCAAUUGACGCUGGAUGAUUGGAAGAUUGUGGAUGCCAUGUAUAGGUCUAGAGCGUUGGAUUUGCCGGGCUCGGGACACGUGAUGGUUCCCUGUGUGGAUAUGGCUAAUCAUGCAUCGGGCGAGGAGACCGUUGCGUUGUAUGAGACGGAUAAGGAGCGGAAUGCGGUGUUGCAACUUCGAUGGGGGAAGAAACUCAAGCGAGAGGAGGAGGUUACUAUAACUUAUGGAGAUGAGAAAGGGGCAUCUGAAAUGGUCUUUUCAUACGGCUUUCUGGAGAACUCGGUCGAGGACGCACGACAGCUGUUCUUACCGAUUGAUAUACCAGACGAUGAUCUGCUAAAACAAGCUAAGAAGAGAAUCUCGGGGAAAAAGACCGCUCCAGGCCUACGAUUGGCCGUAGAAAAUGGCAAAACAGUAUGGGAAAGUGACUUUAUAUUCUGGGGGUGCGUGAAUGAAGAAGACGGUCUCUCCAUUGAGAUGAUUCAACCAGUCGAAGGACCAGUGGAACUCAAGGCUCUAUGGAAAGGCGAAAUCGAGAUCGGACAAGUCAUCCCAGGAUUACCGCCAAACUCAAAUCUGAGAGAGUUGCGAACUAUUCUUUCCCAGGACCCGCUUUGGGAUUUGUUCCAGUUACGUGCAGCGGUGCUGGUGCAGCAAUGCUUGCAAUCUCGCGUAGAAAUGCUGGGAGGGGAAAUGGAGAUGGCGUUUGAGAGUGUAGAACAUGAUGCGGACGGUAGUCAGACCGGCGUCCGUAGUGCGGUUUACGAGAUGAUUCGGAAACUUCGGCUUGGGGAAACUGCACUGUUACAGUGGGGUCUGAAGGAUCUUGCUAACGAGAUCGACCAGUUGAUGGCUUCGCAAGCAGUCCAGGAGUAUCUCAAGCAGCAGCAACAACCGGAAGAAGAAGACUUUUCGUGA